UAAAAAUCUCGGAGCGCCCUCAGAGCGGCGACGCAGACUCUCGGAAGGUGGCGUUCCCCCAUAAAAUAUCAUCUCUCGCGCUUCGCUUCCUGCUCUCGUCGAGACGUCGAAGCCGCUCCAGACGCCGUCCGGGUGUACCUGGAUACAAGCUUCGUCUCGAAAUGCGGAGGAGAUCCCGUCAGCGCUGAGCCGUGUUGUGCCGGUUUCGAUGAGGAGGGAUUGUUGGAAGACUGGAGAGAUGUAUUCCAAUGGGUGCAACGUACAGAGAAGCUCUGCAGAGCUUGUGAAAUCUCGUACUGCCAAACUUUGCAAAUGAAUUUGCAGUAAAGAUUAGGUACAAAAGUAGGAGCAUUAGAGAAUAAUCAAGAUGACAUCCUACCUGGUGCUGUGCGUUGCCGUAUUGGCAAUCAUGUCAGGUUGCACUGCAGUGAUGGACGAGAAGCUGUCCAACACUGUGCCCAAGUGUCAGUUUGGUAAAUCCCCGAGGAGGCAGAUAGAUGUGAUGCCUCUGAAUGGAGUCUGUUUGAGAGAUAUGGUGGUGCAUCUUUCCAAGAAUCUACAUAAACUUACAGAUGACGAGCUUGGAGUUAGCAAAUUCCAAGGAAUGCUGGAUAAGCUUGAAUUUGUUGACUCCAUCACUACAUUGAACAGCAGACUGAACGAUUUGUCUAAGGGCUUCAAUGAUAAGCUUAAGAGAUAUACCGAUUUGCUGAGAGAUAGCAAUAGUGUAAUACAACCAAUACUAUUGAAACAGGGCCAGGACAUCUAUUCCACUAGUCAGAGAUCAGAUAAUUCAAAUAGAGCUGCUGACGUCUGCUCCAAAAUUACAGAUGCUCUUGCCAUGAAUCUUCGUAAUAAAGAUUGGAAGAGCUUGCACAUAUUACCAGUGAGCCAACCAGGCACAAUGUGCGGUCCCCCCAGUUUAGCUCAUAAUAUUGGCCCAUUGCUUCUCUCGCAAUGCAACCGCUCUAAAAACGUGAUGCUUCUGCUGGAACAGAGCUCCGAAUUCAUGUCGGAAGAGGACGUGACACUGGCUCAGAUCACGGCCAAGACGAUCGUGCACAUGUUGACGGAAAGCGACCGAGUAAGUGUUGUAGGUCUAGCAGCAGGCGGUUCAGCCCUUUGUCCGGAGCAAGGUCUGUCCCACGUCACUGACGUUCACAAGAUAAGACUCGACAGGCACGUUGACUCGCUCGUUCGGUCUACGGUCAAUCAAAGUUUCACUCUCGACCUUCGGCCGCUUGUUAAAGAAGCCAAGGGCGACUUGGUGCUCAUACACUUGACGAACAAUAUGAAGGACUUGUCGAACGUCAAGGGUAUUGCUGAGGGAUUGAAAAGGGACAAUCUCACCGUUCAUCAGAGAACUAUUUUAAUACUAUCGAAUCAGCAACCGCGCGUUAACGUUAAGGAGUUUUCGGCGAACGGGACUGUGAUCACACUGCCCACGCAGCACGUUCUUGGAUACGAGAUCGCGAGAUUAUUUGCAGGACUAAAGUGUAACAAGGAAGACGUGAAACCGUACUAUUUGUCGGAGCCGUACUUCGAGCCCUACAGCAAGGCGAUGAUGCUGUCAGUGGGCCAGAUCACUAAUACGGCGUUGCUUUCGUUUGACGUGAAACUGCGAGACUUCGUCGAAGAUAUAACUUAUUUCGAGGCUGGUGCUCAUCAGGUGCGAGCAUUGCUUGUCGACAAAAGGGGUACACUCUGGAUGCACAAAAAUUUCCCGAGAAUGGAAACCAUCGUCGAGCAGCCACUAAAAGUCUAUUUGCAUGACUUGGAAAAUCUUGACGAAAAGACUAUGAUCAGAACGGGAAUGGCAGAUCAACCCGAGGGAAUGGUGGAAGUAAAAAGUCAGUUAGGCAUAAAGAAACAGCUACAUUGGCGUCACUUAACGUAUCCGGACUUGAUCGUCUGCCUGGUAGUCUCGCGUCUCGACGAGGAUGCAACGCGUCAACCACUAGUCCGAUCGCCACCUACUCUACCCUCCGGUAUUCUGCACCAUCGUUUGGAUUUGGCGCUCGGUGCGAAUGUCCGCCGCGACAGUCUCUGCACUUACAACAGCAAUCGUAUUGCUACCCUCGACGCCGGAGUCGUCUACUUAUCACCCUGGUGCUUUAAGUCACCGGCUGAACAGGCAAAGCAGUUGGCUGCUGCGCCCGCUGUCACCGUGCAGAGUUAUAUGGCGUACAUAAAGGAUUUGACUAGGUUACUCACCAAUCCUGGCAUGCAGGAGAGCGUCAAAGCUGACGUAGCUGUGCUCGCUCAGAUACUGGAGCAUUUCAAAGAGAGACACUCGCAGAGUCCGUUGCACAAGUUCAUCGUUCAGAGAUACGUGACAUCGGUAAAUAGUGGAGUCCUGGAACUCUAUCCAGGCCUGGUCCUGGAUUCGGAUCUGGAUCCGAAGCGUCGUGUAUGGUACGUGAAAGCUCUGGAGCAGCCGGGUCGCCUAGUUCUUAGCCCACCGUACCUCGAUGCAGGUGGGUCUGGCUUCGUUGUCAGUUUGAGUCAAGUCGUGCACGAAGGCCGCUCUGUAGGAUUGCACACGAGCACCGAUCCCGUGGUAGCUGUGAUGGCAAUGGACGUGACAAUGGGCUAUUUAUCGCGUAUGCUGAACGACAUGUUUCCACUGUGUGCCGAAACUAACGUCAAGUGCUUCCUUAUGGAUGACAAGGGCUAUCUCGUGUUCCACCCGUCGCUUCUCAAGGCGGCUAGCAAAGUUGAGAACCAGCACUUGACUAACAAGGAGCUCCUCGUUGCCAAUGACAUUUUGAAUCACGAGUUCUUCGUCAACAAGAAGAUGUGCGCCAGUCAUAUGGAUGGUACUACCCAGAGGUAUUACCAGUUCAACAUAUCGCUCGACGAAGUCCUCACUAAUAUCGUGCAUGGCGAGCACUGCGUCAAGUACCAGUUGGCCGUGGUACCCGGCACCAACGUUUUCCUUGGCGUCGUCAACAUCACAUGCAGCUCGAUCAGUGCCUUCUGUCCUUGCAGCACGAUGGAUCGUUCGUGUCUCAACUGUAAGCGCAUGGAACAGACGGAUUGUGAGUGCCCUUGUGAGUGCUCUCUGUACUCAAGCGAGUGCCAGUUACGCGAGGACAGCGCCUCGGCGGAGAUGGAACCGUGCCCAGCACCGCAGGAACAAGGCUCAAGUCUGACCUCACCUUGGAUUCAAACAGUAAAUGCGCUUAAAUCCUGUCAGCCGUUUAGCUGCAAAGCUUUCGCGACCAAGGCUGAGUGUCUUGGUCUCGUUGGUUGUCAGUGGUGCGAGAUCGACAGCGACGCUGAAACGCAACUGCAGGAGCCUUUCUGUUCCGAUGUCGCUGUCUGUUUCAAAGGCACCUUCGGUUCGCCUAUUCCCUACGGGGAUGGGGCCUACAACUCGCAAUCGCCAGAGGAGAUAAUGUCCCGCGAGUGGCCUUCGGUUGGUCCGGUAGCUGGUGGAAUCUUAGCAUUCGUCUUGGUGCUCGGAGUUGCACUUUUCUGCUACAGACUGCGCUCAGUGCACACUGGUCUAGAACACCAGUGCCUGCACAAUCACAACUCCCCAGAUACGCUGCGUAUGACUCACCUGGACUGUGAUCUCGAGCCGGCUGAUCUUGAGCGCGAGCCCAAGCCUAGUAUGGAUUCGGCCCUGCUUCGUGAUGUUAUUGCACCUAUUUCGCCGUAUCGAGUUUCCACAAAUUACAGGAGACCUCCAGGCGGCGACAGCGACCAUGGUUAUAGUACGAUGACCCCUCACGACGACUCGGAACAACAAAAUUUCUCGGAGCCGCUCCUCGUACUAGCGGGCAACUCCAAGGACAUAUGUGGUGUAGUUCCCUCGACGAGCACCGCCACCCUAGAUUCGCCAGCCACUUCGACUUCGACGACUGGUACCAUUGUAGCGCCGCCUUCGCCAACUACCAACCUCGGAUCUCCACACCGUGUUAUCGCCGCGGUUGACGUACACCGCGACAUGGACACCAAUUACUGCUAGCCAAUUAGCUAAUUUUUUUCUUUAAAAUUGGGAUUGAGCAGUAUUAAGUGACUUGCCGCGCAGUCGAGAUGCCAUGAGGUGCACUAAGUGCACAAGACUUUCUAUAUCCUCUUAUCGGUUGAUGUAUCCGCGUAUACUUUAAGGGAAUUUGUAUAAUCAGUUUUUUGAGUAGUUUUAAUGCGUUGGAAUAAUUUUAUCGUGAUACUAAUCCAUUUUAAUUUAGGCGUUUACUUUCAAGAAGUUUUGUCGUGUAAAACUCUUAACUGUGAAUGUCUUACAAAACUAUUUUGUAUACGAAAUUCGAUUGGUGAUUUUAAUAUUUUUAUGUAGACUUAGAGAUUAAUCCUAUUUUAUCGCAACUAUAUGACGAAAUCAAUUUCACAGAAUCAUUGUAAUUUUUUUACUUUUUUAAUUUUCUAUACAAACGAUUUUAGAAACGUGAAAAAGAAAGCUAGAAAUUUCGAAGCGUACUUACGUUUUAAUAAAACAUAUACAUAUAUUACUCGUAAGAAAGUAUGAUAGCGCCCAAAGUGAAAGUUUGUCUUCCAAAAUUUGAGACGAAGUAUCUCGUUUGACAAACGCGUCCAGUGAUAAAGUAAUAAUUCGCUUUGUAUGACUUCAAAACUGUCCGCCGUAUGUCAACCUUCCCGCGAAAGACAACUCGUUCAAAGCAGCAAUAUACGUGUGCCGCUUUUGUAGAGGAACAAAUUAUGUACAAUGAACAAAACUAUCCAUCAACAAAUAGUAACGUAAAAGACUGCAAAACUUCAUUGCCACUCUAUACAAGAAAAACAAAAAGACUUUUUGUGCAUUUACAUGAGUUUUCUAAAUUUUUUAAGGAAUACUCCGACAUAUGCAGUUGCAUUUUUAUAGACACAUUUAUCUCCAUACAUCACAACGACAGUGCAAUCGAACGAUCAGACGAUGAUCGUUCAUUUAAAUUUUAAGGAUAGAAAAAGCAGUUGUGGGUAGAGUAUAAAUGAAUGAAAAUAGUAAAAAAAAUGCAUCGUUUGCAUGCCAAUAAAUAACGAAUGAGAACACGCAAGCAAGUUUUUUUAGAUAUUUUUACAACCAAUUAAAAUAAUGGUUCAACCGUAGUUCAAAAAUAUAUACUCUCAUAACUGCUUAGCCAAAUAAACAUAUAUGUAAAGUCCAUUUGCACAAUAAACAUGCACGCACACGAAAUUCGGUACGUAAUCAUUUAUAUUAAAGUAAGAAAGAAGAAGUACUCGGCUUUAUAGUAUUUUGUUAGUCACUUACUAUAAGUACACUGGCGCAUUUAAAACGUGUAUGCACUUUUUAUGUAUCAAAUUUUUUUUUCGCAAGCAUAUCGAAAACUGCGAGAAAAAAGGUAUAUGAUUAUACUCGUUUAGUAGAUUUUUAAAUGAGAGCAGCAAAAAAUAGUUAUAGAUAAGGAAUUUAUAUAAAAAUAAGAAUGAAAUUGUAAGCGAAAGUAAUAACAAUGUGCCGAUCUUUGUUAGGGGUUUUAUUCUAUCUGUUUUAUCUGUUUUUAGUAAAGCGUAGUGCAAAUCGCAAGUACAAAAAUGAAGACAAUUUUUAACAAAAAAAAAAUGUGAUACCGUAGGUAAAGUCGUAAGUGAAGUUCAUUCGAAAAUGAAGGAAAUCGACAUUAUAUCACACUUUUGGCUGGUAGAGAUUGAGAUGUUCAAAAGGAAGUGGCAUUUUAGUUUAUGUGAAAGAGUUGAUUGUUACGAAAAUCGAUAAAACAGAGAAACUCCCUCGUACGUUAAAAGAAAAAAAAAUAUAUAUAAAACGCCCCUUUCACAUAUUCGCAGUGCCAAAGUACUUUAAAAGCAAAAAUGUAUUCGUCGAAACAUAUUUUUCUAUGUAUAGCAUUGUCCAUUUGUAUGAGUGUGCGGCGCGAGUAGCACGUAUAAAAUAAAAACCCCGUAUUUACGAGGCAAAGUGUUAUCGUAUAUGAUAAAUGAAAAUUUUAUAUGUAUAUUAUAUACAAAGCAUAAAUAUUAUAUAUAUUAUAUACAAAUCUUAGAUGAUAUAUAACGAUGCGAAGUAUUAAUUAUGUACGUUGAAUCCAACAAAUUUUUACACAUCCUGACAAAACACAUCGUACGGGUAUAUCGAGUAUUUGUCGAUAUCAUCGAGCGUACCCCCGUUGCACGUGCCCAUGUCGUUCUAUAUCAAUAAAACAUAGAAAUAUAACGUUUAAGUGAACAUGUACCGGCCUGAACAUGGUAUUAUCCGAGCAGAAUGUAUAACACAUAAGACUUGCCAAUACUUUAGCGAUGAGCGCUGCAGGAACGUUUUUCCGCCUCUGCCUUUCUCAUCGCUAAACGUAUCGAUAAUAAUGGUAAUAGUAAUAAUAAUACAAUAAGCGAUAAUCGAAAUGCCUCACAAUAUCAACGUAGAUUAGCGAUCACCAGUUAUAGGUACAUAUGAAUACAUAAAUUACGUAAUUCUCAGCUUUAGGAGUAUGAUUUUGUCCUCACAAUCGUUCGCGGACUACCUAUUAUACUUGUAAGCCUGCGUUUACUCCACUGUUGCAGUAACGUGUGAUUUUGAAUCGUUUCUUUUCUUUUACAUACACUUACACAUCGACUCCGUCACUUUGGAAUUUUCGAUUCAGAGUUUACUAUAUGGUUAAAAUAUUAUUAUAUAAUUAAUUGUUGUACAUAAACUUAAUAAUGAUAUACACACAAUAAAAGUGAAGUUAUAAUUGUGAAUCAAUAAA
This is a messenger RNA of Nasonia vitripennis (jewel wasp), 6686 nucleotides long. Its product is annotated as VWFA and cache domain-containing protein 1. NCBI's taxonomy places the organism in Eukaryota, Metazoa, Arthropoda, Insecta, Hymenoptera, Pteromalidae. The record is from RefSeq and is a predicted model, not a curated record. Gene Ontology annotation, molecular function: voltage-gated calcium channel activity. The transcript is spliced from 8 exons. The coding region runs from base 368 to 3976 and encodes 1202 amino acids. Gene Ontology annotation, cellular component: voltage-gated calcium channel complex.